This is a messenger RNA of Penicillium verrucosum, 957 nucleotides long. Its product is annotated as ankyrin repeat domain-containing protein. Gene Ontology annotation, molecular function: protein binding. The record is from RefSeq and is a predicted model, not a curated record. Bases 1 to 957 code for a protein of 318 amino acids. NCBI's taxonomy places the organism in Eukaryota, Fungi, Ascomycota, Eurotiomycetes, Eurotiales, Aspergillaceae. The transcript has 2 exons.
AUGGCCGAAAAAUCGAAAAGCAAAGAACCCCAAACUUCUGAAAACAUCAUUGUUGCGGCCGAUCAUGGCCGACUCGACCUUGUAACGGCGCUCUUAGAGGGCGGCGCAGACCCGAAUACCGUGGACGAGAUCGGAACUUCACCGCUUCAUAAUGCAGCAAAAGGGGGUCAUUGGCAUAUCGCCCGCCUUCUUCUCGAGAAGAAUGCAUCACCUCGGAUCGAGGAUGGCAACCGCGCAACUCCACUCCGCCUCGCGGUCAAAGCAGGUCACCAAGAGAUUGUUCGCUUGCUCCUUGAGUGUGAUCCUCUUAUAAGUGAGACAAAAGAAAGAGAAACAUAUAGACUCCUUCGUAUUGCUGCAGCCCUGGGCUAUACGGAAAUAGUUCAACUCUUUCUGGAUUGCAAUACUCCCACCCUAGGCAGCAAUGGUGAAGAAACAGCGCUUCACUUGGCAGCUGCAAAGGGACAUCAUGUCGUCUGCGAGCUUCUCCUAAAUCAUGACAAGGCUUUGACUCGAUCGUUAUGGGACCGGAUGACUGGACCCAGUUUGGAAGUCUACUCAAAGGAUUACGUGGGAAACACGCCGUUCGCAUACGCAGUUGAGAAAGGUCAUGAACGAACCGUCGAAGUCUUUUUACGCAGUUAUCCAGAAAUGAUAUUUUUGAAUCACGGCACGGAUAUUGAGUUGAAAGACAAACAAGGACGUCGGGCCCUUCAUGUGGCGAUCUCCGCCGAGAACAUGGGAUACGUCACUGGGGCUACUGAGAUUAUCAAGCUUCUACUUGAGCAUGGUGCUUCAGUUGAUGCAAAAGACAAGGACGGCCAUAAUACCGAGUAUUACUCCAAUAACCCAAAGACCAGAAUGAUGUUGCGUAACCACGCAGCUACGCAGUCAAAGGGCAUAUCACUACCGAUAGCACCGAUCUCUUCGGCUCCACCACCCGAGUACAAGGCAUGA